GGGGGGGGGCAGCAACCAGCAACCUAACCUUUCCAUUAUUGACUUGACUUCACUAUCCACUAGUCUACUACUCCACUUUCGUUAGUCUCGUUUCCCUGCGUAUCCGAAUCGCAGUCAUCGCAGAGACUUAAGCUUUGAGCUGGAAAUCCAUUGGGAAUUUUGGAAGGAGAGGAAGAAGAAGAAAAAGAAUUGCAGAGACACAGAGAGAGAGAGAGUACAGUCUUGACGACAAAACCUAUAUAUUCUUCUACAAUUGCAAUUAGGAACAAUCGUCCGACACAUGAGAAUCGUUUGCGCCGCGUUAAAUUGUAAAUAUUCGUCAGAAAGCGAGGAUUCGUCGAAUGUCACUUUUAUCAAUUUUCCCAACGAUGACACAGCCAAAGUAUGGGCGGAAUGUUGCGGCAGAUCGGAUUUAGUCACAAAAUCGAAUGCGGAAUUGCAUUUGACAUAUUACGUUUGUUCUCAUCACGUUGAAGAUCGCUGUUACGUGAGCAAAACUGUUCCCAUUGUUUUAAAAGAAGGUACUAUUCCUACUUUAUUUGGGGCCGACUUGACUAUCGAUGGUGAAAACUUAAUAAAUAUGUUUGAUAAAGCACAGCCUUUCCAACAAGUAGGUGGUGAUGUGCCUCAAACGUAUUGCGAUAUGAAUGAAAUUGAGAUAGACGAGUAUCGUAAUGUAUCUGUUAGAUUUGCCAAUUUAUGUCGAAUCUGUGGCAAAUCCAUUCUGGAUGGAAUAGACAUCUUUACAGCCGAGGGCAUAGAGCUUAAAUUAAAAGAGAGAAUAAAUUUGCAUAUGCCUAUCACGAUUGACAUAGACGAUUCAUUGCCACAGAAAGUAUGUACCGAUUGCUGUAACAAAUUGGAAAUUGCACACUCACUAGUCGUUUCAUGUCUAAGAACUGAUAUGCGCUUGAAACAGAUUCUAAAUAUUGAGAGAGAGCCGGAAUACGAGAAUAAGUACAAUGCGUUGAUUAACGAAUGUUCAUUAGAGAUAGUUGAAGAAAUAUAUAUGGAUCUUGAUACGCAUCCUAAUUCAUUUACUAUAAAUAAGAUGAUGAACUCUGAUUCAGAAACAAGUUUGAGAGGAUUAGGAAAUGGAGAAUGUUCUGAAAUACAGAAUAAUAAUUUUCAGAGCAUUACGAAGAAUGUUGUACCAUUAGAACUCAGUACUUUAAUCCAGACUAGUAGUAGAGGAGUUAAUAGUGAAAGUAACGUAACUAUCACAGAAGAGAUUUCAAAAAUUCAACAAGAUAAGAUCCAGAAUGGAAGCCCUAGCGUUUUAUGUCGGCAAUGCCAAACUUUUUGUGAAACACAGAAAAUAUUUGAGAAUCAUAAAAUGUUUUGUGCUAAGGAACAAAAUGUCUCUAAACGUGCAGAUAUGUCUAGAACUGCAGAAAAUAAAAGGUCUGGCAGAGACAAGCAGAUUAAUUGCAAAGUAGAAAAUUUCCAGACGUGCAACAAAAGAUUCGAUGGCAAACAAAUUAUCAAUAAUGUUGAAAGCUGUGAAUCAUUACAUUGUGCUGUUUGCAACCAAACAUUCAAAUGUCAGCUGGAUUAUGAUAAUCAUAAAUAUCUUCAUGGAAAUCUUAUUGAAGUUAAUAAAAGAUGCGGUCAUUGUAAAAAAGAAUAUUGUAACAGAAAAGACUUGGUAAUUCAUAUCAUGGAAUCGCACGAAGGACGAUUAUCAUUUCAGUGCUCUUCAUGCGAUAAAACAUACGAGAAAUGGUCUAGUUUAGAUAUUCACGAAGCUACUCACAGAAUAGAUAAACCCUAUCUUUGCGAUCUGUGCGGAAAAAGCUUUAAGCAUUCCAAUAAUUUAAGAGGGCAUAAAAGAAUUCAUUUGGACGAAUCUAUAAAGAAAAGACACGUGUGUGAGAUCUGUGGCAAUGCAUUUAGAUCACGAUUUCAUUUGAGGGAACAUAUGAAUCAACACAAUGGCAACAGACCUUAUUCUUGUGAACAGUGCGGAAAAGCAUUUUAUAGGAGGAUUCAAUUGCGACAACACAAAUUAUUGCAUGGCUCUAAUAGGCACACAUGUCCGAUUUGCGAUGCAACAUUUAAUCGUAAAGGAAAUAUGAACACACACGUGAAACGGCAUAAUAACGAUAAUGGAGGAUACACAUGCAGCGUUUGCGCCUACAGAUGUAAAUCCAUGAGUGAAUUGAAGAUACAUAGGAAAAAGCAUACCGAGGAGGAAAUAGUGGACAGUAUUAAGAAGAAAUGUACCGACAAGGAAAUAUGGCGUUGUAACAUUUGUAGUAAGAUAUUCUCGAAACGCGCUAUUUUAUUAAAUCACGAGCGCGUACAUGGAAACGAUAAGUUUUAUGAAUGUGACGAAUGUGGCAAGAAAUUAGCAAGUAAAAGUUCGCUGAUGUAUCACAAGAAGUCGAUGCAUUUGAGAGAGAGGCCACACAUGUGUCACUAUUGCGGAGAUUCGUUUGUUUCGAAAGAGGCACGGCUAAUCCACGAAAGGAUACAUACCGGUGAACGUCCAUACGUUUGCAAGGUAUGCAACAUGCGGUAUAGAUGCUCCAGUAAUCUCAGCCAGCACAUGAGGAUCCACACGGGUCUGAAGCCACACAAGUGUCAUUUUUGCAACAAAGAUUUUACGCGCAAAGGCGCGCUAAUCGUGCACGAGAGAAUCCACACGGGUGUUAAGCCUUAUCCUUGUGAGACCUGUGGUAAAAGUUUCUCACAGAAAAAUGACAUGUUAAAGCACGCUAAACGCGCAACGGCAGAUCGAUGCAGUGCCAGUGCAGCCGGUGUAACGAGAUCUUUAAACGGGGAAAAAAAUAUGUUAAAGCAUACUGUGGUGCACGAGCAAGAUACCUUAGUAAUUUCGAAUAUCAAUUCAUCGCAUAUUCUUCAAGUUUAUGUCAAUACUAGCGCUUCUUCGGAAAUUAAAUAAUUUUCGUAGUAUCCAUGUGGUAAUUAUAUACGAUGAAUCGAACAUUAAAGUUUCGUACAAGAAGAGCAAAUUAAAAUCUAUCUUUGUGCAAUUAUUAUCGAAAAAAGUAUAUUAUGAAAAAAUUGUACUAGGAAAACGCUUUUCUAUAGACGCAAUACGUAUUUGCUAAAUUAUUCUUCAUUCUAAUUAUUCUUUCAUCUCAUAUAUUACAGUUUUCCGAUUAGUAAAAGUUUAUAUAUGCAAAAAAUUAUCGAACUUCUAUGACCGAAUACUUGUAAGGAUGGAGGCUUAAAGUUAUCAGCGAAAUGAUGAUAUAUAUAGAGACAUCUUAAGAAUAUAAAUACAAAUCAGAUCAGACUUGUUAUGCUGGUUAAAACAAUAUUUCUGACUAGUUAUAUGCUAUUCUUAUUGUAAUAUUCAUUGUUGAAAAUGAUGUGUCAGUAUCCAGCAGCGAAACGAAUCUAUGUGCUUGCAUGCGUCAGAAAGAGUCGAUUGUAGACGUAUCUUCGAUAUGAAAAUAUAAUAAAGUAUAAAGAAAUCGUUACCUUUUUUAA
Temnothorax curvispinosus is the source of this 3462-nucleotide messenger RNA. RefSeq names its product zinc finger protein 2-like. The record is from RefSeq and is a predicted model, not a curated record. Gene Ontology annotation, molecular function: zinc ion binding; DNA-binding transcription factor activity, RNA polymerase II-specific; RNA polymerase II cis-regulatory region sequence-specific DNA binding. The coding region runs from base 281 to 2908 and encodes 875 amino acids. The transcript has 5 exons. Gene Ontology annotation, cellular component: nucleus. NCBI's taxonomy places the organism in Eukaryota, Metazoa, Arthropoda, Insecta, Hymenoptera, Formicidae. Gene Ontology annotation, biological process: regulation of transcription by RNA polymerase II.